Molecule: messenger RNA, 1780 nt
Organism: Malania oleifera
Lineage: Eukaryota; Viridiplantae; Streptophyta; Magnoliopsida; Santalales; Ximeniaceae
Product: MADS-box protein JOINTLESS
Exons: 6
Coding region: 757-1542 (261 amino acids)
Biological process (GO): positive regulation of transcription by RNA polymerase II
Cellular component (GO): nucleus
Molecular function (GO): protein dimerization activity; RNA polymerase II cis-regulatory region sequence-specific DNA binding; DNA-binding transcription factor activity, RNA polymerase II-specific
Source: RefSeq, a predicted model, not a curated record
ACAUAUGUCACUGCUGCUGCUACUACUACACUCUUUAUGGCAAGUAGAGCAAAAUGGAAGUAAAGAGAGGAUGACUUUUGCUUCACCAUAAAAGGGAUUUCCUUUUCUGCAACAACCCCUCUCUUUCCUUUUCUUUUCGCACGUUUGUUUCACACUUUCUCUCUCUCCCUCCCAUUGGUAGCAUCACUUUGGGAAAACUCUGGGUCUGAAACCCUCAGCACCACCCCCAACACCAUCCCCAAACUGGUAAUUGAUUGAUCCACACAUACCCACUCGCCAUCGCUGCUCCUUCCUUGUUCCGAGAGCUACCCACCUUUGAUUUCGCUAAUUUGGCUCCAUAAUUGCACAGCUUUCUUGUUUUCCCAGCCUGGAUCUGAACUGGGUCUGUUCUCCCUUUAACUAGGGUUUUGUCAUUUAUAUAUUCUUCUCUAAUUUUGGCAACAUGCCGCCAUUUUAAUCCAAAACCCCUCUCUCCUGUCCUCGCAUCUGCAACACACAAUCCCCAUUAUAGAAAACAAAAAAAGAAGGCGGAAACAUUUCUGGGUCGACUGCUUUUCGUUCUCUCUGGGGUUUUGGAGCUGUUUGGUUGCUUUUGUGGAGAUUCGCAGUGGGUGUGUUCGAUUACAUGUUGGUUCUUUCUGUGCUUGUGUGAAUAUAUUGAAGGGAGAAGAUAGGGUUUAAUGGGUUUGGCGCUGUGAUUGUUUCUGGGUACGUACGUACGGGGCUCAUACAUAAAGCAAAAAUAAGUAUAGAAAAAUGGCGAGAGAGAAGAUUCAGAUCAGGAAGAUUGACAACGCCACGGCGAGACAGGUGACUUUCUCGAAGAGAAGAAGAGGGCUUUUCAAGAAGGCCGAAGAGCUCGCUGUUCUCUGCGAUGCCGACGUUGCCCUCGUCAUCUUUUCUGCCACCGGCAAGCUCUUUGAUUACUCCAGCUCAAGCAUGAAGGAAAUUCUUGAAAGGCAUAAGUUGCACUCAAAGAACCUUGGGAAACUAGACCAACCAUCCCUUGAACUGCAGCUUGUGGAGAACAGCAACUUCUCCAGGUUGAGCAAGGAGGUUGCAGAGAAAAGCCGUCAACUUAGGCAUAUGAGGGGAGAGGAGCUCCAGGGAUUGAAUAUAGAAGAAUUGCAGAAGCUAGAAAGGUCACUUGAAGCUGGACUAAGCCGCGUGAUAGAGAAAAAGGGCGAAUCAAUCAUGAAAGAGAUCUCUGAGCUUCAGAAAAAGGGAACACAAUUGAUGGAAGAGAAUGAGCGAUUAAAGCAGCAAGUGUCCGAUGUAUCACCGAACAACGGGCAAAAGCAGCCGGUUGGAGGUGAUUCUGAGAACAUGUUGUGCGAGGAAGGCCAGUCGUCGGAGUCGGUAUCCAACGUGUGCCAGUCCACUGUUGGCAGUGGCGGCAGUGGCCCUCCACAUGACUACGAUGACAGCUCGGACACAUCUCUCAAGCUGGGGUCAGUCUUUACAUUUGCUUCUCUUACCUUUGAGCUUCCUCUUUUCACAUGUUUACUUCUUGCAGGUUGCCGCCCUAUUCUAGCUAACUGAGAGAGGAGCAUGCUGCCAGCCAUUGGCACAGGAUGGUGUUAAGGAGAAGCUAGCCUGAAGAGGGGGACACCAGCGUUGAUGUUCGUAUAUAGUUCAUAUUGAUAUGUUGUAGUUAAUGUGUGUUCAGUUAAGCUAACCCAGCAUGCAUGCAUGCAUGCAGGCACACUCCGUUGUAAUAAUACUGUUAUCUUAAGUAGUCUGUCGGGAUGUUUAAUUUUAUCAGAUGGACCUUUGCCUA